AUGACACAGAAGAUGCAUCGGAUCGCUUCAAUUCCCGGUGACGGCAUUGGCCAGGAAGUGGUGUCAGCCACCAUCGAGGUCGUCAACAAGCUCGCCUCCAAGCUAGACUUCCAGAUUGAAUUCUCCCAUAUCCCAUGGGGAACAGCCUACUACAAAGAGCACGGCCAGUUCAUGUCGGACGAUGCCUUGGAUGUUCUCCGCAAGUUCAACGCAGUUCUCUUCGGCGCUGUCGGCGAUCCUGAUAUCCCCGACCAUGUUUCUCUGUGGGGUUUACUAUUGAAGAUCCGCAGCCCUCUUCAAUUAUAUGCCAACGUCCGCCCCGUCCGGACAUUCCCUGGCACCAAAACCCCCCUCAACACAGCCAAGAAUGGUAUUGACUGGGUGCUCGUUCGAGAGAACUCCGAAGGCGAGUACUGCGGUCAAGGCGGCCGCAGCCACAUCGGCCAACCGUGGGAAGCGGCCACAGAGCUUGCCAUUUUCACCCGCGUUGGCAUCGAGCGCAUCAUGCGCUUCGCCUUUGAGACAGCCCGUUCGAGACCGCGUAAGAAGCUCACAGUAGUGACUAAAAGCAAUGCGAUGCGCCACGGGAUGGUUCUCUGGGAUGAGGUAGCGGAGGAGGUAUCCAAGGACUUCCCAGACGUCGACUGGGAUAAGAUGCUGGUGGAUGCGAUCACCAUUCGAAUGGUGGCCCACCCCGACUCCUUGGACACGAUUGUUGGAACGAACUUGCACAUGGAUAUCCUGUCAGAUUUGGCUGCUGGACUUGCUGGGUCGAUUGGUGUAGCUCCCUCGAGUAACCUGGAUCCAACACGGAAGAACCCUUCUAUGUUUGAACCGGUGCAUGGGAGUGCAUUUGACAUCACUGGGAAGGGCGUAGCGAACCCGGUAGCAACAUUCUGGUCGGCUGCAGAGAUGCUUACAUGGAUUGGCGAGAAGGAUGCUGCAGACAAGCUGAUGGGCUGUGUUGAGCGAGUGUGUGAGGCGGGAAUCCUGACAGCAGAUCUGGGCGGGAAGGCGAAGACUCGGGACGUGGUGGACGCAGUGUGUGCAGAAAUCGAGCGACUUUAA
This is a messenger RNA of Aspergillus puulaauensis, 1068 nucleotides long. Its product is annotated as isocitrate/isopropylmalate dehydrogenase family protein. The coding region runs from base 1 to 1068 and encodes 355 amino acids. The transcript has 2 exons. Gene Ontology annotation, molecular function: NAD binding; oxidoreductase activity, acting on the CH-OH group of donors, NAD or NADP as acceptor. The record is from RefSeq and is a predicted model, not a curated record. Lineage: Eukaryota; Fungi; Ascomycota; Eurotiomycetes; Eurotiales; Aspergillaceae.